ACCAUUUCACACGACCACAACAACUUGAUAUAUCUCCUCCAGAAGAAUGAAAAAACUGAUCGUUCCCACCAAAAUUAAUUGAAAGAAAAUAAUAACAAAUCUCUAAUCCGUUUCAUUUUCUCUUUGAAUUUCAGUCUCAAUCCUCCAAAAUCCAUGGUUUCAGCGUCUUUGCUCGAACCCCAUCCAUUAAAAUGGAACAAAACAUUCCCACUUCAUUUCGCCUCCUCUCCUUCUCCAUCAACAAGUGGUCGCUAUCAUCUCUACCGGCCCUUUAUCGUACCCAGAAAUUUGAAAAUACAUGAUUCUAGCUCUGUCAAAUCCCGUGUUAGAUGCUUCUUUUCCGAGAAAGGGAGGAGUUCAACGACUACGAUUUCGAAUUCUUGUUCGGUGGAAUUGGUUAAUGGAGAUAAACCCAAAAGCCCAAUGGAGGUAAUUGGGAAUUCCAUUAUUAAUGCUCUCAAGACGUUGCGGAAACCGGCAAUUGCUGCGGUGUUGUUGGGAUUGCUGUUGAUGUACGACCCCAAUUCCGCGUUGGCCGCUUCUGGUGGGCGAGUUGGAGGGAAUGCGUUUUCGUCUCGCUCCUCCUCGUCUUCGAGGAGUUACUCGACUCCCAGGAUGAGUUCGGGGUUUUCGUAUUCUGCACCGUACACUUCUCCGUCGAUGUUUGGCGGUGGCGGGAUUUAUGUUGGGCCGGCAGUUGGGGUUGGAGUCGGUGCUGGCUCGAGUUUCUUCUUCAUAUUGGCGGGUUUCGCGGCGUUUCUUCUGGUCUCGGGAUUUCUUUCUGAUCGUUCCGACAGUAGUGUUCUUACUGCUUCUGAAAAAACUAGCGUACUUAAACUACAAGUUGGGCUGUUGGGCAUGGGCCGGGGACUCCAAAGAGAUCUAAAUAGAAUUGCUGAAAGUGCUGAUACAUCAACUCCUGAGGGUUUGUGCUAUGUUUUAACUGAAACGAUUCUAGCGCUGCUUCGACAUCCUGAUUAUUGCAUUUCUGGUUACUCAUCUAUGGAUGUGAAACGUAGUAUAGAAGAAGGAGAGAAACGUUUCAAUAAAUUAUCAAUUGAAGAGCGAGGGAAAUUUGACGAGGAAACUCUUGUCAAUGUGAAUAGCAUCAAAAGACAGAGCACAAGCAGCCAGAGGACAAGUGGAUUUAGCAAUGAGUACAUUGUGAUAACAAUAUUGGUGGCUGCUGAGGGAGUUCAUAAGCUGCCCACUAUCAAUGGCAGCGGGGACUUAAAGGAAGCUUUGCAAAAACUUGCAUCUAUUCCUUCCAGCAAAAUAUUGGCUGUUGAAGUUUUGUGGACACCACAAAAUGAAAAUGACACAUUGUCCGAGCGCGAGCUCCUUGAAGAUUACCCACUUUUAAGGCCUCUAUAAGUAUGUGCGGAAACAAUACUUUUAUCAUGCUUUACUGAUUACACAUAAUGAUUAGAAUAUAGAGUGCCUGUCUUGACAUAGAAAGUUUGUAUAUAAUAUACGGAAAUUGGACAAAAAAUUCAAAUUUAGUUUUCAUUUAGUGGAUGAACCUUGCCUUUA
Cucumis melo (muskmelon) is the source of this 1533-nucleotide messenger RNA. RefSeq lists its product as uncharacterized. Bases 154 to 1374 code for a protein of 406 amino acids. NCBI's taxonomy places the organism in Eukaryota, Viridiplantae, Streptophyta, Magnoliopsida, Cucurbitales, Cucurbitaceae. The record is from RefSeq and is a predicted model, not a curated record. The transcript is spliced from 6 exons. Gene Ontology annotation, cellular component: chloroplast.